AUGGCUCAUUUCAUCUACCUCCAAGCUGAAAAUAUCUUGACUAAGCUAAAAGAUUGCCCAACCUACCAAAACAGAAUAGAGUAUACCAUGUUGAGCCUUAAAGCCAUUCUUUUGGAUGCUGAAAAGAAGCAAGAACAAAAUCAAUAUCUACAUGAUUGGCUAAAGGAGCUUCAAAAUGUCUUUUACCAAAUUGAGGACUCCAUAGAUGAAUUCAAAUGGGAAUUCUUCAAACAAGAGGGUACCAGAAAACAGGUAUGUGCCCAUUUCUCGUGCUCUGCUCAAAUUUCUGCAAAUAAAUUGAGACAGACUCGUAAAAUGGAGAAACUAUGCGACCAACUCAAUGCAAUUACAGCCAGAAUGUAUGAAUUUCAUCUCAAAGAAAAGCACAUUGCUUCCUUAAGUAUGGAGACAACACACCCUUUCCUUAGUGCAACUGAAAUUUCAAUUAGACACAUGAAACCAAGUUGGCAAUUGCUUUACCCUUUAACUGAUGCUCCCAGGGAUGAUGAUUUUGCCGAACAAUAUAACCAAAGAUAUAAAGAUCUUCUGAGUGAUUUCAAUGGAUCUACUCACAGGUUCUUCCACAUAGUUGGGGAAGCAGGUAUGGGUAAGAGCACACUUGCCAAAUUCUUGUACAAUCAUAAAAGUGUAAUUGAAAAGUAUACUUCAAGAUACUGGGUUUGUGUGGAAGAAGGCUUUGAUACACAGAGAUUGAUGAAAGAGGUAUACAAUCAUGCAGACAAUAAAGAAAUUUGUGAAGAGUUGACUAUGAAACAAUUGCUUUCUAAGGUUCGACGAUCUCUGAAGGAGAGAACUUUCUUGCUCAUCUUUCAAGACCUUUCAAUCACCAACUUGGGUGAUUGUGACAUAUUGAAAAAUAUAUUGGAGAUGGGGAAUCAUGACAGCAAAAUCAUAGUGACCACACAAAGCGAGGAAAUUGCAAAAGCUCUAAAACUAGAAAGGGUCUACAGGUGGCCAAUGACGGAGAAACAAUCAAAGCAGAAACUGGUGGCCAAUGAUGGAGAAUCUGUAGGCAACAGUUCGAUAGCAGUAGAUGCUCAGAAUCAGGCAGUUCCAGGUCCACAUGAUACGGGACCUAUAAGAUUUAGCUAUGACCUGAGGUUCCAUCCAUCUAUCCCUCAGAAUGAACAAGAUGUCAUGACAUAUCAGACAAUUUACACACUUGAGAGGCUGUCAGAGGAAAAUUCAAUUUUAUUAUUCAAACAUUAUGCUUUCAAAGAUGGACAAGAAGCAGAAAAAACAGAGAUAACUGAAAUAGCUAAGCAAAUUGUGCAGAAAUGUAAGGGAGUUCCUUUGGCAAUAAAAUGCCUGGGAAACUUGCUAUCUUCAAAAACUAGAAUAGCUGAGUGGCAAAAUGUCGAAAACAAGUUGAGGUCACUACAGGAAAAGGAUGACAGUAUUUUACCCAUACUCAGAUUAUGCUAUAAUCAAAUGCCCUCACAACUGAAGCCUUGUUUUCUGCUUUGUUCUCAAUUACCAAACGAUCGCAUAUUAUCAUCAAAUGAUAUGAUUCAGUUAUGGAUGGCACAUGGGCUCCUCCAUUCACCUGAAGAGAUUAACUUAUCUAUGGAAAAUAUAGGCGAGAAGUACUUCAUGGAGCUAUGGUCAAGAUGCUUCAUUCAAGAAAUUGAAGAACAUGGCCUUGGCUACUGGGUUAAAGUGCACCCUCUCAUCAUAAAACUUGCACACGUACUCACACAAGAACAAUCUGAGGGCUCAGAAGGCACCAAACCUCCCAAACCAUUCACUGAAAUAAGAUCCAUAGCCUUCCAAGUAAGAAAUAUGGUGCUACCUAAUGCAUCCCUACCUGAAAAGUGCAUUUCGAAGUUCAAAUGUUUAAGACUGUUGUAUUUAGGCAAUGCGAACCUACAGGAAAUUCCAAAUUCUAUAGGAACACUUAAGAACCUGAGAUACCUCGACUUGCAUGGAAAUCAGAAAAUCAAGCAGCUACCGAAUGCAAUCUGCGAUCUACUAAGUUUGCAAACCUUAAUUCUUGAAUCCUGUUCCUCACUUGAAGGAUUGCCCAAGGAUAUAAGGAAUUUGAUCAGCCUAAGAUACUUGUGGGUAACAACAAACAAGCUUCAUUUGCACAAAAACGGAGUUGGAACCAUGAGUUCUCUGCGUUUUCUUGCCAUUGGAGGGUGCCAUAACCUACAAAAUCUAUUCGAACAGCCAGAUUGCCUUGCAGGCCUUGAAACCCUAAUGAUUUAUGAUUGCAAUACUUUGAAAUUGUUGCCAAACGAGAUGAGAUUUCUAAAAUCACUACAAAAUUUGAUGAUUUGGAGUUGCAAGCAACUUACAUUGACCUUAGAGGCAGUCGAAUUCAGGCUUCAAAGAUUCACAAUCAAAGAGCUUCCAAAAGUGGAGGAAUUACCCCGAUGGCUUGAAGGAUCAGCCGAAACUUUGAGAAGCUUGCAGAUCAUCAAUUGCCCCAUAAGAAUGGGAGGGAUGUUUGUAUCGCUCAAUGCAGUUGAAAGGAUCAUAAUUUAUGGAGCUGUAAGAUUUGAAAUGACGGCGCCGGGUUACUGCUUCGAACAUCGGAAUUUUGUAAUCGGUGGUGGUGCGAGUGAGAAGAUGAAAUAUUAUUGUUAA
Benincasa hispida (wax gourd) is the source of this 2613-nucleotide messenger RNA. Its product is annotated as disease resistance protein RGA2-like. Gene Ontology annotation, molecular function: ADP binding. The record is from RefSeq and is a predicted model, not a curated record. Lineage: Eukaryota; Viridiplantae; Streptophyta; Magnoliopsida; Cucurbitales; Cucurbitaceae.